GGAGCCAGGGGUGGAUGGAGUUCAGACACCAAAACAAAUAAAAGCUCAAACAUCAGAGUCUAUCUCGAUACAGGAGGAAUCUGCUGGAUUACUUACUGCUGCUGAAAAUCGGAGUCCAUCGGCAACAAGAAUGCUGUCUUUCCACAGGAAGAUCACAGAAGAAAGAAGAUUUAGAUAAGAAAAGUACAAGGAAGAGGAGAAAGAAAUAUUGCCAGGGUAGGAGAACAUGGACACCAGCAAAUCAGGAGACGAGGAAGUAGACGAAGGCGAGAAGUCUAUGAAACUAAGCUAAUGAUGCUUACCUAGCUGUCUCAAAUAGAUUCUUCAAGGAACGGAGUAGAGGCCACACAGAGAGUCUUCCUCUAUCCACAGUCUCCAAAGGUCUCCUCUAUUGUGAGCAAGGGAUAUAGAACUGGAUAUCACUUCCAGCCUCCCAAGAACUGGAUCAAUGAUCCAAACGGACCAAUGUACUACAACGGCAUCUACCACGAAUUCUACCAGUAUAACCCGAAUGGAUCCGUUUGGGGUAACAUAGUUUGGGGCCACUCAGUCUCAACAGAUCUCAUCAACUGGAUCCGUCUUGAACCUGCAAUAGAAGGAAAUACUCCGAGCGACAUAAACGGUUGCUGGACUGGUUCAGCCACAAUCCUGGCUGGUGAUCAACCAGUGAUCAUAUAUACUGGUGCCGACACGGAGAAGCGUCAGGUUCAAAACAUUGUGCUGCCGAAGAAUUGGUCUGACCCUUACCUGAGGGAAUGGACCAAGCCAAAAAACAACCCGCUGAUCGAACCAGUUGGACAGGGUUUGAACUCAAACCAAUUCAGAGAUCCGACAACCGGUUGGAUAGGACCAGAUGGGCUAUGGAGGAUAGCAGUUGGGGCUGAGCUGAAUGGCUACAGUGCAGCACUUUUGUACAAGAGUAAAGACUUUAUGCAAUGGACUAGAGUAGAGCACCCAUUGUAUUCUUCCAACGCAUCCACCAUGUGGGAGUGCCCGGAUUUCUUCGCUGUUUUACCUGGCAAGAACAAUGGGCUGGACCUGUCUGCGGCUAUCCCAAAUGGCGCCAAGCAUGUCCUCAAAAUGAGUCUGGAUAACUGUGACAAGUACAUGGUUGGUGUUUAUGAUUUAAAACAUGACAUGUUUGUGCCAGAUACCAUCUUGGAUGACAGACGGCUGUGGUUGAGGAUCGAUUAUGGCAAUUACUAUGCUUCAAAGUCAUUCUUCGAUUCGAGAAAAGGAAGACGGAUAAUAUGGGGCUGGACUAAUGAGACAGAUAGUACCUCAGAUGAUGUUGCAAAAGGUUGGGCUGGCAUACAUGCAAUCCCCAGGACAAUUUGGUUAGAUGGCGAUGGCAAGCGGUUGCUGCAAUGGCCAGUUGAAGAGGUUGAAUCGCUUCGAAGAAAUGAAGUCAGCCAUCAAGAGAUAGAGCUCAAGAAGGGGGAUUUGUUUGAGAUUAAUGGAACUGAUACUUUACAGGCAGAUGUCGAGAUAGAUUUUGAGCUGGCAGCCAUAGAUGCUGCUGAUCCAUUUGAUCCUUCCUGGCUUUUAGACACCGAGAAACAUUGCCGCGAAGCAGAUGCUUCAGUUCAUGGUGGAGUGGGGCCAUUUGGACUUGUUGUUCUUGCCUCUGAUAACAUGGAUGAACACACUACUGUGAACUUCAGAGUUUACAAAUCAGAGCAGAAGUAUAUGGUUCUCAUGUGCUCUGAUCUGACAAGGUCAUCGUUGAGGCCAGGACUGUACACACCAGCAUACGGAGGCUUCUUUGAAUAUGACCUUGAAAAGGAGAAGAAGAUCUCUUUGAGAACUCUGAUUGACCGUUCUGCGGUGGAGAGCUUCGGCGGCGGCGGCAGGGCCUGCAUCAUGGCCAGAGUCUACCCGGUGGCGGUGGUCGACGGAGCCACCCACAUGUACGCCUUCAACAACGGCAGCAGCACGGUGAAGGUGUCGCAGCUCAGGGCAUGGAGCAUGAGGAAAGCACAGGUGAAUGUCAAGAAGGGAUGAAGUGAUUAAUCAACAAGGAAAGAAGAGAGCAAUGCAUCAUAUACAUACAUGCUAAUUGGCCGACAAGUAAAGAGCUGAGCUGAGCUGAGCUACCUCAUGGCUUCAGAUGAUGAUUAAUUAACAACUUAAUUAACUGCUCAUUCAUCAGAACUCCUUGGUAGAAAUAAAGAAGCAAUCAAAGAUAAAGAAUUUUUAGGGAUCUGUUGGUAACAUCUAGACUAUGUGAUAUGUUUACUUGUAGAAAGGAGACGGAAAUCAAAUCAUUGUGAACAACAACUGGUUCGUAAUCUAACUGGUGACUAGAUACUCUACUUGUUCUAAUGUUGAACUGCUGAUUCGCUGUCAGUAAAUUAUCCUCUCAUCCAAAAUCGUUCCGCUUCCCUUGU
This is a messenger RNA of Oryza brachyantha (malo sina), 2390 nucleotides long. RefSeq names its product beta-fructofuranosidase, insoluble isoenzyme 4. The record is from RefSeq and is a predicted model, not a curated record. Gene Ontology annotation, biological process: carbohydrate metabolic process. NCBI's taxonomy places the organism in Eukaryota, Viridiplantae, Streptophyta, Magnoliopsida, Poales, Poaceae. The transcript has 8 exons. Gene Ontology annotation, molecular function: hydrolase activity, hydrolyzing O-glycosyl compounds. The coding region runs from base 466 to 2004 and encodes 512 amino acids.